Molecule: messenger RNA, 2360 nt
Organism: Lytechinus variegatus (green sea urchin)
Lineage: Eukaryota; Metazoa; Echinodermata; Echinoidea; Temnopleuroida; Toxopneustidae
Product: solute carrier family 22 member 21-like
Exons: 9
Coding region: 420-2264 (614 amino acids)
Biological process (GO): transmembrane transport
Cellular component (GO): membrane
Molecular function (GO): transmembrane transporter activity
Source: RefSeq, a predicted model, not a curated record
AUUCAACAUUGUUUUACCGCGCAUGUAAUUACGAUUAUACCCGGCGAUUAUACCUUCUCAGAAUAAACAGACAACCGUUUCCUGAUGCAGGACUGACUGUUCUUCUCCUGGUUUCGGUUGCAAGUGAUUGCCAAGAGACUGUCAGAUUAGUUUCGAGAGGAAUUGUAUAUCGUUAACUAUAUUCUUUUUGUAAUCGUGUCGUUGUACUUAGUACACUUGAAGCAAGGGUGUUAUUUACUUCAUACUUGAAUACUGAACAGAAGUUUAGGUAGUACUUCUUUAUAUUUACACAGUGAUCUAGCGAUAUCUAUGAGGGAUACCACGGAUAGAUCAUUGGCCUUUAUAUAACCUGAGAAACGACCUGACACUGUCAGCACGGUCGAACAAUUCGGGAAAAACUAUAUGCCGGACUAUAUGCCAUGGAUCUGGACGAGGCGCUCAAAUCCUUGGGCGAUUUCGGGCGAUAUCAGACCAUCAUUUACGUGCUCAUAUGCCUGGUCGGGCAACUCACACAGUCAUGGCAUAUGCUAGCCAUCACCUUCUUGGGGGCGGUUCCCGAGCAUCGUUGUCUCAUUCCUCCAGGGGAGGAUCCAGCGGGUGAAGAUGUCGUCAUGGACCCUUGGAAUCAUUACUAUCCGGUCGAGCAGGGCAAGACAGAAGGCGAAGGUCCGGUGAAUUCCAGCUGUUUGAGAUUUGUGAACUUCACCGCUGGCAAUGCAACGGAGGGGUGCAUCGAUGGAUGGGUUUAUGAUGAAGAUCUCUAUGGGAAAACGAUUGCAACGGAGUGGGAUCUGGUUUGCAAUGACAAAGACAAAGUGGAUCUUUCUACUUCCAUCUUCAUGGGUGGGGUUAUGGUCGGAUCAUUAAUGUUUGGACAGCUCUCUGAUCGUUUUGGAAGGAAGCCGAUAUGGUUUAUUUCCAUCUGGGCCCAAAUCGCUUUCGGUGUCGCCGUCGCUUUCUCCCCAAACUACUGGACCUUUGUCGCCCUCCGAUUCUUCGUCGGUGUUUUCGAACAGGGUAUCGAUUUAACAUCUUACGUGAUGGUAACUGAGAUGUUUACACCGAGUAAGCGUGGACCAGCGGGUAUUCUUCUAACUAUAUUUUGGGCAUCAGGGAUUAUGUCACUACCAGGUUUGGCAUUCCUCCUCAAGGAUUGGGUCUAUCUACAACUCGCCAUCUCCUUGCCCAACGUAUUAACCAUCUUCAUCAUAAUAAUAAUCCCAGAAUCGACCAGAUGGCUAUUGUCCCGCGGGAAAGUUGAACAAGCCGAAGCAAACCUCCAGAGGAUCGCCAAAUUUAAUGGCAAGGAAAUGCCCUCACCCAUCCUCUCCCAGUACCAGACCAACACCUGGACCAAAGACUCGAGCAACUACGAUAUCUGGACCUUGUCUAGACGGACUAAAGUCAAUGCAAAGCUCAGACAGGUUUCUGUAUCAUCGGAUCCUGAUCUCUAUGACCUCACCAAUGGUGAUACAAAGACACUUACUCUGGUGGAGGGGUACAGUAUAAGUAGCAUGGACGCGCUUGCAGAUGGUGGCGCCCUAUUUGGUGAGGAGAAGAGAUACACAGUCAUUGAUUUGGUCCGGACGCGAAACCUGAGGAAGCUGACUCUCAUCAUGGUGUUUGUGUGGUUUGUAAAUAGCGUUAUCUACUAUGGACUGUCACUGAACACAGAUAGUCUAGCAGGCGAUCCUUAUCUUAAUUUCUUCAUUAGUGGAGCUGUCGAGGUUCCCGCCUAUUUCGUUGCAGCUGGUCUUGUCAAAUGGAUUGGCAGACGUGCUUCUUUGUGUGCUUGUCAUAUAAUCGGUGGAAUAGCCUGUAUAACAACAGAGUUUAUUCCUACUCAAACAGAUGGCGGUACAGAUCUGUCGCCUGUUAUUGUGACCGUAGCGAUGGUUGGCAAAUUUUGUAUAUCAGCCUCGUACGCCAUUGUAUUCCUUUAUGCAUCAGAGUUAUUUCCUACAGUUAUCAGGAAUCUUGGAUUGGGUGUUUCGUCAUUUUCAUCUCGAGUUGGCGGCAUCGUUGCUCCUUUAUUGUUAGCGCUCGGAGACUACCAGUAUUGGUUACCAAUGACUAUCUUUGGUUCUCUCUCGAUCCUGGCUGGGGUAAGCGUAUUACCCCUCCCCGAGACACUGGGUCGUACCCAACCACAGACCAUACAGGAUGGUGAAGAUCUACAUCGCAAGGUGGGGACCAAGCGUGCUACUGAUAAGCUACCAUUCGCAGGACACAUCAAUUUAGAAGAUCAUGACACAAAGUUAUGAUUUCUAACAUAAGUUGAGACAUCAACCAUGGAGAUCUGCUUGGCCAUAAACUCUAAUAAUCAGAUGCGAGUUAUAAAAAAAACGUUUUUAACAUGG